ACUCUACCCUAAACCCACCGCAACUUCAACUCAAUAUUCCUCUUCUCUCUACUCACUAGUUACUUUCAUUGCAUUGGUGUAAUGGCGGACGCGGCGGCGGGUGGUGGCUCAGCCCUAGGGAGAAGACUAUGUUUUAUCCCGGAGAAGUUUCAGCUGCACUUGGCUAUGUUAGCCUUGCAGUUUGGUUAUGCGGGUUUUCAUGUGGUUUCACGUGCUGCCCUUAACAUGGGCAUCAGCAAGAUUGUGUUCCCUGUUUACAGGAACAUUCUUGCCUUCCUUCUGCUCUUGCCCUUCGCCUAUUUUCUUGAGAAGAAGGAGAGGCCACCUAUUUCUUGGAACUUCGUCAUCCAGUUCUUCCUCCUUGCAAUUGUGGGGAUUACUGCAAAUCAAGGAUUCUACUUGCUGGGAUUGGACAACACAUCGCCCACUUUUGCUUCCGCAAUACAAAAUUCGGUGCCGGCCAUUACGUUCCUCUUGGCUGCCAUACUCAGGAUAGAAAAGGUUAGGCUGGACAGAAAGGACGGAAUCUCAAAGGUGGCCGGGACACUCCUCUGCGUGGCGGGUGCAUCCGUCAUCACACUAUACAACGGUCCCGUCAUCUACAGCCCGACUCCACGGGUUCAAAGCGUAAGGGCUGCUUCACCGAUGCUGCUGGCGCUGGGCGACGCCAAAGGCAAGAACUGGACACUGGGCUGCAUAUUCUUGAUCGGCCACUGCCUGUCGUGGUCCGGCUGGCUCGUGCUGCAGGCCCCGAUACUCAAGAAGUACCCGGCUCGCCUCUCCUUCACUUCCUACCAGUGCUUCUUUGGGGUCAUACAGUUCUUGGUUAUUGCUGCCUUUCUGGAGAGGGAUCCUCAGGCAUGGCUCGUCCACUCUGGAGGAGAGCUCUUCAGUGUUUUCUACGCUGGAGUGGUGGCAUCAGGGAUCGCAUUCGCUGUACAGAUAUGGUGCAUUGAUAGGGGUGGUCCCGUGUUCGUGGCCGUGUAUCAGCCUGUUCAGACUCUCGUUGUCGCCAUCAUGGCUUCCCUCGCCUUGGGAGAGGAAUUCUACUUGGGAGGUAUCAUCGGUGCGGUGCUGAUCAUAACCGGAUUAUACUUCGUCCUAUGGGGAAAAAGCGAGGAGAGGAAAUUUGCACAGAAGGCAGCGAUUCAGUCCCCGGCAGAGCAGGUCAGCAGCAGACCAACCCCCCACAUCAAGUCAUCCAUCACUCAGCCACUCCUCUCCCAGUCAACGGAGAAUGUUUGACCAGCAAAACCCUAAUUUUAACUACAGUUACUUGCUGGUGGAAGGAAAAAAGAAAAAGAGAAGAAGAAAUCUUGAAAUUCCCUGCAGUUGAACUAUGCUAUAUAUCAUCACGGCUUUGGAGUGUGCAUGUAUCACAGCUAUUUUUAAUUUAUUAGCCUUUCCCUUUUCUUUUGCCAGUUCUUGAGUAGCUAGGUGAGUGGCUUGAUAUUAAGAUGAAGAGUGAAAAAAAAAAUGAAAAAUCGUUGGGGUGGGGUUGAGGGGAACAAUGUGAUGAUUAUGAUCUUGUGGCAUGGGGUCUAAGCAUGAAUAUGCCCCAUAUGGUUCUUAAUUAUAAUGUUAAUUAUUAUCAAUUUUAAUGAUGCUUGAUUAAAUUAUAAGGAAA
Molecule: messenger RNA, 1627 nt
Organism: Sesamum indicum (sesame)
Lineage: Eukaryota; Viridiplantae; Streptophyta; Magnoliopsida; Lamiales; Pedaliaceae
Product: protein WALLS ARE THIN 1
Cellular component (GO): membrane
Molecular function (GO): transmembrane transporter activity
Source: RefSeq, a predicted model, not a curated record